AUGCAGCACGAGCCACUUACUCAUCUCGAAACUCAACGCCUCUCCGCCCCCUACCUUAUUCCCACUUCCAGCUCGUCACCGAGUUCAUCACGCUCCUCGUCGUCCUCCAUGCUCACUUCGCCCCAACUGGACAAUGCAACUUGGCAAGUGGGCACCAUUGACAUUCGUUCCGAGGGGCAUAGUAGUUCAGAGAUACAGUUGGAGACUCUCAAACCUCCGAAUGAACCAGGUCCUAAGAACGUCUACCUACCUCCAAACAGGAUCAGCCUCUCGCCGUUGAUUCCAGAUCGGCCUACGUUGACUCGAGGCAAUACUUCACCAGCGAGCUCCGUCACGAGCACUGCCCCUUCCAGAGGGGAAGCCACUCCCCGAUCGGAGCUUCCUGCUCCAAUAUGGCCUCUGCUCAGUCGAUCAUCGUCCUGUAAUGCCGGCUCAAAGUCGCCAGAUGCAAUGGAUGUCGAUCAGGAUGAUUUGCAAGCACGAACCAUCGAGCCAUCCCUCCGAUCUCAUCAUACCAGUCUGGAUGCUUCUCAACUCGCUACCCCUUCUAGACCUCCAGAUUCACGACGACAGAGCGCACCUUUGCUGUCCAGUUCCGAGCUCCACCGCGUAGUGGCUGAUUCAUCUCAUACUGGCUGCCGGAUCUCUGCUCCACUCUCUCCUCCCGCACAUUACCCCGGUUCCGCGCUGCGAAGGGAGUCUUUCGGGCGUCCAGCUUCACAAGCCAGUGCCUCAUCCUCCGUAUCUGCCUCGACACCUCCCACCUCUAUCUCUUCUCGCUCGACUAAGAGCGAAGAUGCACCUCGAUGGGCACGGCCACCCCGUCAUUUCGACAAGAUCACAGGUCGAGCUUGGUCUUUCAGUCAAGGUCAAGAGCGACCUGAUGUGGACUUUGAUCCCGAAUUGUUCGAUGGAUCGGAUCCAGAUACGGUCGAAGAGGUCAUGAAGGGCACAGACGGGAGGAUAGCAGUGAAGACGACAACGGAUCAGCAUGUCAUUCUUGUCUGGUUACCGGGUAUCACCAUCAAUGAUAUAACAAUAUCGUCAAAAGGUGAUAGGACUGUGCAGAUCGUAGCGGACCGAUGGGACGAGGACGAUCAUCUCGAAUGGAACGUGCUCCUGGGCAAAGACGCCAAUAUGAAGGCUAUAGCUGCGAAGUUGGAGGGGUCGGAACUCAAGGUCACCAUUCAACGCAAGGCACAGCCCUCUGUCAACAAGUCGAUUCGAUCGGCAUUCACCUCUUGGUCUGGUCCAGCGAGACUGCUCGAGCCCAACGAGCGGAUCUGA
This is a messenger RNA of Kockovaella imperatae, 1287 nucleotides long. RefSeq lists its product as hypothetical. Bases 1 to 1287 code for a protein of 428 amino acids. The transcript has 5 exons. The record is from RefSeq and is a predicted model, not a curated record. Lineage: Eukaryota; Fungi; Basidiomycota; Tremellomycetes; Tremellales; Cuniculitremaceae.